UGGAGCUUCCAUCCGAGCUAUUAGAUAAGUAAAUAGAAGAGACAUUUCCCGAUAGUCGCAAUCAGUCAUCCAAAUCACUUACUCCGAGUAUCUCUCGAUAAACAAGCCAUCAAAAUGUCCACCUCUCUCUUCCGCGCUACUCCGGUCGCCCGCAGCGCUCUGCGCGCCGCCAGCGCCGUCAAGCCCGCCGCUACCUUUGUCCGCGGCAAGGCCACUCUUCCCGACCUUCAGUACGACUACGGCGCCCUCGAGCCCUACAUCUCCUCCAAGAUCAUGGAGCUCCACCACUCCAAGCACCACCAGACCUACGUCAACGGCCUCAACUCCGCGCUGACCACCAUCGUCGAGGCCGAGUCCAAGGGCGACUUCACCAAGGCAGCUUCCGUCGCCCCCCUCCUCAACUUCCACGGCGGCGGCCACCUCAACCACACUUUGUUCUGGGAGAACCUGGCCCCCGCCUCGCGCGAGGGUGGUGGCUCGCCCGAUGGCGCGCUCGGCAAGGCCAUCACGACCGAGUUCGGUUCGUUUGAGAGCUUCGUGAAGCAGAUGAAUGCCGCGCUGGCCGGCAUCCAGGGUUCGGGUUGGGCGUGGUUGGCCAAGGAUAAGGCUGCGAACGGCAAGCUGGCGCUGAUUACCCGUGCUAACCAGGACCCUGUUACUGGCAACUUUGUGCCCCUGCUGGGCAUUGAUGCGUGGGAGCAUGCGUACUACUUGCAGUAUGAGAACAGGAAGGCGGAGUACUUUGAGGCGAUCUGGAACGUGAUCAACUGGAAGACUGUUGCCAAGAGGUUUGAGGCUUAAGUUAUAUACCUUUGGGGGAGUAGUAGCAGGGGCGUUUGUUAAUUGAAUGAAGUGUUACUGCUGUGCAGAAGCUUGUGAUUAUCUGGUGGCUGUGUCGUGUGUGAUAUCAAUUGCGGUUAGUGUCCAGUCAUGGGUUCACAUCGACAUAAAGUUCUCGAGUAGAGACAGAAUCUGUACUUUUGGGUUUACCAUGACUGAUUCGCUUCUGGCGCAAGGGGUACCCUGCUAUAUACUUAACUUUUAGCCAGGAACCGCUGGUGGCAUCGCGUAUCUCCGUUGAACCCUGUGUGUUGUUUAUAUGACGAGACAGGUCAACCUUGACGAAUGGUCCAUGGCUGGCUAGGAUGAUGGUACGCUCUUUUCCUGGAUUCUUGACAGUGACAUGGCCCGAGAACUGGAUC
Molecule: messenger RNA, 1202 nt
Organism: Neurospora tetraspora
Lineage: Eukaryota; Fungi; Ascomycota; Sordariomycetes; Sordariales; Sordariaceae
Product: superoxide dismutase mitochondrial precursor
Exons: 4
Coding region: 115-801 (228 amino acids)
Biological process (GO): superoxide metabolic process
Cellular component (GO): mitochondrion
Molecular function (GO): superoxide dismutase activity; metal ion binding
Source: RefSeq, a predicted model, not a curated record